Messenger RNA from Pristis pectinata (smalltooth sawfish), 3088 nucleotides. RefSeq names its product dynein axonemal assembly factor 8. The transcript is spliced from 15 exons. NCBI's taxonomy places the organism in Eukaryota, Metazoa, Chordata, Chondrichthyes, Rhinopristiformes, Pristidae. The coding region runs from base 53 to 2176 and encodes 707 amino acids. The record is from RefSeq and is a predicted model, not a curated record.
CUAUGGGGACAUAAUAUCCGUGUGUAUCAGGCGAGGAUUCAUUCUGCAGGGUAUGAAACGCCUUCGCUUGUCUGAAAAACGAGCUAAGAUCCUGGGGAUUGCAAGUGAUCAGAUCCCACUGUUUUGUAGAACAGGUUGCUUUGGACCCCCGAAUUCUCACAAGUCGGCUCUUGGCCCUCCUCCUACUGAGCUACCCUAUCCUUGCUUCUUGAUGCAGAUGAGGAAAGAAAAUGCAAGUCACCAGGUUGCAAGCUUACUGAAAGGGUUGGCGGAUGAGCUGGCAGAACAGGGGUUAAUCGGAGAUGUGCGCAGCAGGCCUCUCCCUGAUGCUGAGUUUGAGAUUCCAUCCUGUUUCCAUGUGGCUCCCUACGCUGAUAAAAUGCUGCAGGCUUUAGGAGGAGCUCUCAGUACCGUGCCCCAGGCUGCCAAUCUGACCCUGGACGCACUGUACAAACAUAGCUUCGUGUCCAACCCCGAACUCGAGCAAGUCGUUGUUCUCACGCUAACGGGGCGCAGUGCCAUGAGGACUGCUGGGAGCUGCCUGCGGGACCUCCUACGCCCUGUGUCAAACACAUUGCACAGCCUGUCAGGUGACAGUAAGGUGAAUGGAGGCUUUGAGCUACUGGGGUUGAAAUGGCUGCCACAUCUGAGCCGAAGCCAGGCCAAGGAGCUGACCCCGUACGAGGUGGGCGAUAGACAUUGGCAGGAAAGCAUCGACUGCCUUGUAUCCAGUCCAGCACUAGUGUGUGUGCUACGGCGUGUAGAUGCCUUCGAUGCAUUGGCUGCAAUCCUCACUGCAACCAAAGUCAGGGGCAGUCUGCUCAAGGAAAACAUUGACAACCUGGAGAAAGUGAUGUCACCAACCCCAGAGCUGGCCUUCAGACAAGCUGCUUUGUGCUUCACUGACAAGGAACUGAUAUCAGAUCCGAGCGCACGGCCUCUCCUGAAGUACCUGUCUCCCUCUCUGAGGUCAGGGAUCACUGUCUCGGGUAAUGAAGCCGAAACUGUCGACGUGGAGUCCAUCUUCAGCUACAUGCUUCUUGGACCCCAGCCUUUGUUAACAGUACUGGUUAUCAAACCCUCCAUGUGGUCAAAUCAUCUCCCCAAGAUACUCCGUAAACUGGAUCUAGAGCACUUCCGUGUUGUUGGGUUGAAACUUGUCACCUUGGACAUGGAGAGAGCUUCACUCCUGACUCCGCACAGCAUUCGGCAGGAACCAGAACUAGUGCAAUCCAGCAUUGAUUCCCUGAUCUCUGGUCCUUCAGUCGUUCUGUGUCUUCAACGAGAUAAUGCUGUGAAAAAGCUGCUUGACUUGCUUGGCCCUGAAGAUCCCCAAAAGGCCAGAAGCCUGAACCAGUUCCUUUGGCGGGGUCACUGGGGUACAGACUUGGUCCACAAUGGUUUCUAUGGUUCCUCAUGCUUUGCAAAUGCAGUCCGGGAUGUGAGGGCAUUUUUUCCUGAAGGAAUUUGCUGCGAGGAGUCACAAAUGAUGAAGGCUGAGAAGAUUGGCAGUAAUGCAAAAGACUGGCUCAUUAGCCUGGAGUUCCCACCAAGACGCAAGUUGGUCAAGUCUGUAGCCCUCACUCAUUUGGAUUCCGGAGCACCCAGUGGGAACCAACAGCAAGACCUGCUGAUGCCCAGAGCUCUGCGACAGACCAUGUGCGUGCUGCUGGCCUCUCCCCUCAUCAGAAGGUGCCACCACCCACCCUACAUUGAAGUGUUGGACCAGCUGGGGAGCUGUGGGUUCCAGGUGACGGGGUCAAGGAUGAGCAUCCUGGACCAGUUGCAGGCUCAGCACGUGGCAAAGCUCAUCGCCGUGGACAGUAUCUCGGCCACGUGCGAGCUGCUGACGAGUGGCCCCUGUCUGAUACUGGCUCUGGAGAGAGAUAACGGGGUCUGCUGCUUUGGUCCACUGCUGAAUAGCCUCGACUGGGAAAAACUGAACCUCCAGGAUUGCCUGCAACAUUUCAUCUACCCGAGGACUGAGUUGCAGGUGGAACGGUUGCUCAGCUGUCUGUUUGACACCCUCGCCCCUCACAGCGUUGACCGGAUUGUGCUGCAGGACUGUGGGCCCUCUCCAGGGACGGCACCAUCACUGCCACAGCUCCAGCCUGCAACACCAUCAGUUGCUGCUGAUCCGAGGAAUAGGCAAGUGGGCAAAGCAGAAGCAACAUAAACCUUCCUUCUCAAGCUUUCCAGUAUUUUCAUAUUUGAAUUAUUUUUCUUUUUUCCCAUAUUUAUUAUUCUGUAAUCGUUCAUUAACCAGGCAAUGAAAGAGCCUGGAUAGAGUAACUUGUCAAUGUUUCGUUGGGUCUGCUCAUGUUCACCAGUGCUGCUUGUGUCUCAGUAUCUGCAUCCCCACAGCCUCUCUCCCCAGUGAGCUCCUGGGGUAAAGCACAUCCUUCUCCCUCGCAGCUGGCAGAGUGCGCUCACUGGGCUUGGUACAACAUGACCAGCUCAGGCAGCUCUCCUGGAUAAUAACCGAUGAAUGAGUUUAUCCAGUAAACACAAAGACUGGAUCCCCAGCCACCUGUGGAUUCUGUGUGGAGAACGUUAGAUCCAACGUUUCCUAACAUGGAGAAAAGACAGAGACAGGAAUCCAAUGAACAGCUCCAACAUCUUCGGGCAAAGGUCCUUGUGAGCUCAGCAGCAACAAGAUCACAAAACCCUACCGUUCAGUUUGUGAAUAAUGGGCUUUCUCAUUCGGCCUGAUUCGAGGAACAGUGCUCACCCAACACCCCGAGUUCAAUGUUGAUGAUUGAUGGUCAACACCAAUCUCAAUGGGAACAAAGCAAGCAGUGGGGUGAGAGUUUGUAUUCGGUACAAAGUGCCAUUGCCUCUGUAGAGGGUAUUACACAGCCGAUCAACCACUGUAAACAGCAGCCUCGUACACUGAGGCAGAGCCCAUUUCACAACUCAACAUGGUGCUUGCACUUUCAUUGUAUUGUACAAAGCUUAUUUUGUUCUAGAUUUAAUAUCUUACAGCUGAAGCCCCAACUGAAACAUAGAUGUUACUGGCAUCUUGCACGGAAAUGAUAUAACUUGGUGCAAAUGAUUCAAUGCCUUGUGUUGUUAUCUCAGGCAGAAA